GCGCGUCUGGGAAGACAGAGUCGCUUAGAUCUUGCUUGCUCAAAUUCUAUCUCUGAUCUCUCUCGUCCUGUCAAACAUCGAUCUCUUUAGAGUUUCAGUUUCGAAUUUGGAUCUUCGAAGCUCGAUCAAAGCAAUGGCGAAAGGUAGAUACUCUCGCCUUCCAGCUCGAAAAUCAUCGUCGUCGACGAUGAUUCUGACUCUGCUCCUCAUGUUCACAUUCGUCAUUCUCAUACUUCUUGCCCUCGGAAUUCUCUCUAUUCCUAGCAAUUCCGGUGAUCCCUCUCGCAAGGCCAACGAUCUCAGCACCAUCGUCCAUAAUAAAGUGGACAGGUAUGGUGUUUUUGCUGUGAUGUUAAGUUCUGUUUUGUUGAAUUGGAAUUGGGAUCUCGUUAUUUAUUUGAUUGUGUGUAAUUGCAGUAUCGAGGGAGACGAUGGGGGACAAGAACACUGGGCUGAGGUGAUCUCGUGGGAGCCUCGGGCUUCUAUCUAUCAUAAUUUUUUGAGCAAAGAGGAAUGUGAUUACCUGAUCAAUCUAGCCAAGCCUCAUAUGCAAAAGUCUACAGUUGUUGACAGUGAAACUGGGAAGAGUAAAGAUAGCAGAGUGCGAACAAGCUCUGGCACAUUCCUUCCAAGAGGUCGUGAUAAAAAGAUAAGGGAAAUUGAGAAGAGGAUUGCUGAUUUCACCUUCAUACCUGUAGAACAUGGGGAAGGACUCCAAGUUCUUCACUAUGAAGUUGGGCAAAAAUAUGAGCCUCAUUUUGACUACUUCAUGGAUGAGUUCAAUACCAAGAAUGGGGGUCAACGCAUAGCAACUGUUCUUAUGUACCUCUCAGAUGUUGAAGAAGGGGGUGAGACAGUAUUUCCUUCUGCCAAAGGGAACUAUAGUGCUGUGCCUUGGUGGAAUGAGUUGUCUGAAUGUGGAAAAGGAGGGCUUUCUGUUAAACCAAAGAUGGGCGAUGCAUUGCUUUUCUGGAGCAUGAAACCUGACGCCUCUCUGGAUCCUUCGAGCCUGCAUGGUGGUUGCGCAGUGAUUAAAGGGAAUAAGUGGUCAGCUACCAAGUGGAUGCGUGUGAAUGAGUACAAAGUCUGAACUAUACUCUUAAAGUUAAUUGUAUGACUAAACAUCUGAAUUGUAAUAUGCCACUCCUGAGAGCGAGCACCAGCACCAACGGACGCUGAGUAGGCGUGUAACCUACUUGUAUACAGCUGAGCAUAAAUUUUGAUAUUCCACCGUUGGGAGCCUUUCAUUGGAUAGUUUUAUUUACGGUAAAUCAGAAUUAGGUUGAGCAUUUGAGUUGCUGAUACAGAAAUGCUCAUGACCUAAUUUUAACUGAGAUUAUAUUUGUUUUGUCCAAUAAUAAAUUUCUAUGGAAGUAUUUGUUUUAUCCAUUAA
This is a messenger RNA of Hevea brasiliensis (rubber tree), 1393 nucleotides long. Its product is annotated as probable prolyl 4-hydroxylase 10. Gene Ontology annotation, biological process: peptidyl-proline hydroxylation to 4-hydroxy-L-proline. The transcript has 7 exons. The coding region runs from base 134 to 1090 and encodes 318 amino acids. Gene Ontology annotation, molecular function: L-ascorbic acid binding; iron ion binding; procollagen-proline 4-dioxygenase activity. The record is from RefSeq and is a predicted model, not a curated record. Gene Ontology annotation, cellular component: endoplasmic reticulum. Lineage: Eukaryota; Viridiplantae; Streptophyta; Magnoliopsida; Malpighiales; Euphorbiaceae.